Naegleria lovaniensis is the source of this 939-nucleotide messenger RNA. RefSeq lists its product as uncharacterized. The record is from RefSeq and is a predicted model, not a curated record. Bases 1 to 939 code for a protein of 312 amino acids. The transcript has 3 exons. NCBI's taxonomy places the organism in Eukaryota, Heterolobosea, Eutetramitea, Acrasida, Naegleriidae.
AUGGGUCAAGAACCAUCCAAAGGCUCACUUCCCGAGUCAUCAGAAUCAACGAGUAGCUUUCCACGUGCGAAUACAGGAUCACCAUCAUCAUCAUCACCAACUUAUCAAAUUCCGUAUACAUCAUUUUCUGUUCCAAAAAUCCAAGGAGCUUCUUCGAAUGCUCUCCGAAAAUUAUCAUUGUUGACGAAUCGAGUAACAACACCUGUGGAUCAGCAGAAAAAGGAACAACAAUUAUCUACACCAACUAAAAAAUCUGGAGAUGAUAUCAUUUCAGUGGUGACUUUAAACGGGCAAGGAGAGGUGAAAGUUGAUGAGACAUAUCCAGACGCAAUUAAUGAUGUUAUUGAAUCAAGAAAUAAUGUAGAAAAGGACGAGCUAUUGAGAGAGUUAAAACAAUUAACAGAAUUUUAUCCUCUUAUUCGUGCCAAAGUAGAGACAACAAAUUCACCAUUGUCCAGUAUUUUAAAAUUUACCAAGAAAGAUUAUUUCACAUCAUCAAGCAACACAAACAAUGUUUUUACAGACCCUUCGUUAAAAGAAUUAGAUUGUAUAGAUACUAAACCAUUGGUUGAUAUAUGUGCUGAGUUUCAAACAAAUGCCAUGCACAACAAUCGUGCUGUGGCAUUUAGGCAAGACGAAGUCCUAAAGUUAUUGUCACAUACUUGUUCAAAAUCGAGCACAACUGCCAAAUUUUUGGAAAAAAAGAAUGCAGAGCUUCAUCAUGUUGCAUCUGAACUUCGAGAUGUUGAACGACUUGAUAGAUACGUAGAGCAAACUAGAAAAUAUGUGGACUUAAUUUUAUUGCAAAUACAAGAGCUCGAAUCAUUACUUCCUCACUCAGUUAGAGCUCAACUUGAUACUCCUCUUUUUGAAAAAUGCAAGAACCCAUUUGAAGAAGACCCUCAAGCGGCAGCCCUCACAGAACCAAAGCAGCAAUAA